AUGGCAGAGCACCUUUCUCCAGGAAAGACGGGAGACCAGGUGUGCACCUUCCUUUUCAAAAAGCCUGGACGAAAAGGUGCUACAGGCCGCAGGAAGCGCCCUGUCUGCAACCGAGAUCCCGGAGAAAGCAGCAGCAGCAGUGAGGAAGGCAGCACUGUGGUUCGCCCGGAAAAGAAGCGGACGACCCACAAUCCGAUGGUACAGAAGACGCGUAGCAGCGGUAAACAAAAGGUGGCUCACGGCGACGGGAGCAGCGAGGAGGAGAAUGAGCUCGAGAGUGUUGGCGUGGACUACACGUCCACUCGCUCAGCGGGACCCGUGGGGCCAGAGGAUAUGGGUGCAACCGCUGUCCACGAGCUAGACACAGAGAAAGAGCGUGACGCACAAGGCAUCUUUGAGCGCGGCCAGAAGAUCCAGGAGGAGCUGAGGGGCAAGGAAGGUGACAAGAUCCAUCGGGGAAUCAACAAUUAUCAGAAAUACGUGAAGCCCAAGGAUACGUCUAUGGGCAGUGUCUCCUCGGGGAUGGUCAGGAAGGGCCCCGUCCGAGCUCCCGAGCAUCUACGUGCCACGGUGCGCUGGGAUUACCAGCCCGACAUUUGUAAGGACUACAAAGAGACUGGCUUCUGCGGCUUCGGAGACACCUGCAAGUUCCUCCAUGAUCGUUCAGAUUACAAGCAUGGGUGGCAGAUCGAACGUGAGCUUGAUGAAGGUCGCUAUGGUGUCUAUGGCGACGAAAACUACGAAGUGGGAAGUGACGACGAGGAAAUACCAUUCAAGUGUCUCAUCUGUCGCCAGACCUUCCAAAACCCAGUUGUCACCAAGUGCAGGCAUUAUUUCUGCGAGAGCUGUGCGCUGCAGCAUUUCCGCACCACCCCACGUUGCUAUGUCUGCGACCGGCAGACCAAUGGCAUCUUCAGUCCAGCGAAAAAAGUGAUUGCCAAACUGGAGAGGAAUCGAGCUGCUGGAGAGGAUGGUGCUUCCAAUUUCCCAGAAGACCCCGAUGAGGGUCCAAUUCCCGUUAUUUAA
This is a messenger RNA of Loxodonta africana (African savanna elephant), 1026 nucleotides long. RefSeq names its product E3 ubiquitin-protein ligase RNF113A. Gene Ontology annotation, cellular component: U2-type spliceosomal complex. Gene Ontology annotation, biological process: snoRNA splicing. Gene Ontology annotation, molecular function: metal ion binding. The transcript has a single exon. The record is from RefSeq and is a predicted model, not a curated record. NCBI's taxonomy places the organism in Eukaryota, Metazoa, Chordata, Mammalia, Proboscidea, Elephantidae. The coding region runs from base 1 to 1026 and encodes 341 amino acids.